Zymoseptoria tritici IPO323 is the source of this 5490-nucleotide messenger RNA. RefSeq lists its product as uncharacterized. The record is from RefSeq and is a predicted model, not a curated record. Lineage: Eukaryota; Fungi; Ascomycota; Dothideomycetes; Mycosphaerellales; Mycosphaerellaceae. The transcript is spliced from 14 exons. The coding region runs from base 1 to 5490 and encodes 1829 amino acids.
AUGGCUACCGGGCGAUGCGAUACCGAGCAUGAUAGACUAGCGGCGGCAGCCCAAGAUGUAUUUACGCUGUCGAAGACUCAAAACGUGCUCUGUACCAUGCGCGCAAAACCAGCAACACCGUCCACGAAACACAGCCAAACGGGCGAUGAACGUCAGUCUGCGGUCCCUGCAGUUUCACCACAUCUGCCGCUCGAAAUUAUCUUCAUCAUCGGCAACAUGGUCCUCGAAGACCUGCCGCCAAUGAAGCUCGUCAAGAACCAAAUUGUCUUCUACAAGUUCAGCAAGAGGUAUCAACCAGAGGAGGGAACAGAGCUACCUGCAGUUCUACAAGUCUGCCAUGCGCUUAGGGACGAGCUGAGUCCGAGAUACUACCGAGAAACGGUUGCGCGCAUUGAGAUCAGCGAUUCUGCGAAAGAUCGCAGACGAAGUUUCAAGCUUGAUCAAAACACAAACACGAACAUCGAGCUUCACCGCGAAUACGCUGUCUUCAUGGCGCACACUCCGAACGAUGCCACGGGUGAUGCCCAGGAAUCCUCGCCUGGCCAUCAUCACCAAAACAUCGCCGCCUCAUCUUUUCCAACCACCGGUAUCUCCGCUACGGCCGCAGAGGACUGUGCAGAGCCGCUGACUACGAGCACGGAGAUGCAGCCUGCCGACUCCGGAGUCGCCACUUCAACUCCACUACCAUCCCUUACGACAAUUGACUGCAGCGAAGCACAGCCAUUCCGCCUUCUCAACCUGCCAGACGAACUCUGGACCAAAAUUGGCAAGAUGGUCAUCGACGAGCUUCCUGUCACCGAUAUCGACAUGCACGAACUACGCCUCGACUAUUACAAGAGCAAGAUCACCGUCUCGAUGGAGCAGAUUCCAUACAAGAAACAAGAGUUGGUCGGCAUGUAUCUGCGCUCGAUCGGUGCGGAUGCGAGGAAGGAGAUCUCUGGAUCUAUAGACUACUGCAGAAGCCUAUUGCCGUCUUUCAAAAUCCGCCAGCAUACCAACGAUAUGUGGCCUCCUUCGAGCCACGAAGCAGCCCGUACGACUAAGCAUAAGAAGUGCAAUCAAGAGAAGACCGAACAGGGGCAAGACGAGGAUAAGGGAAGUAAGAGGGAGCAGGCAACAAAAAGAAAGGAAGAAGCAGGAGAACCGAGCAAGUCGGAACAAAAGCAAGAGGAGGCAGAGCAAGAGCAGGAAGAGCAGGAGGACACCAAGCAAGAAGAGAGAAACCAGGAAGACGAACAGGGAAUACCAAAGGUUGAUUGCCGCUCUCACGAAGGCGAUCCACACAAUACCAAUGAUCGAGACGGUGGUGCCGAGGAAGACGGUCAGCAGCACAGCUCACCAUUACCUUUACCCACCCUCACUCUUUCCGCCGCCGGACGCUCAACAAGCCUCCUCGACCUACCAGAAGAAUUGUGGAUUGAGAUCGGAAAGACAGUGAUCAACGACCUACCCAUCACCACCAUCCAAGCCAUCGCAGACGUCAGCACUGAGUACAGCGAGCGCUGUGGACACAUCCACUACCAGAACAUCGACACCCUGUCUCCUCGACCUCUUCCACCAGCAAUUCUUCAAACCAGCUCGGCUCUCCGACGAGAGCUGCGGCCCGUCUACUUUAGCGAGAAAAUCGUUGUCGAGAUCUCCAUUAGAAGCGCGGCGCCGCGACUCCUUCUCUUGGACCGAUACAUGGAAAUUGUUGGACGCUCGGCUUGUCAGAAGAUCAAGGGCGUUGUGAGGUGGGAUCGUUUGACGAAGGCGACACAUACGCCGGAUCCGUGCUAUCGAGGUAUGUGGGAGAGGAACUUCAGAGUCGUUUAUGGGGAGGCGCUUCGCCGCCGCGACUUCAUCACCAUCAUCUCCAAGCUUAACCGCUUCGCCCUCGAUACUUCCAGCACAUUGGCGCAUCUCACUGCCAGCGAAGACCAAGGAUCUCCCAGCGCUACCAUAGCAAGGCCACCGGUACCAGAGGAGCUUGCCCAAGCAUUCGCACGCCUAGCCGCAGUCGCAGCCUCAACAUGUAGAGAUCCCGAAUACGACACUGAAGCCUUCCAGACCGCUUUCCUUGACCAUCAGUUGGAGUCUGCCGCGCAAGUUCCAGAUACAAUCUUCACCCAAGGCCAACCUCCAGAUGCGCCUGCAAAAUCUUCACUUCAUGCUACAGUGGAGGACAAGUCCGAAUCGCCGGAACCAUUUGCGGGUGGCAAAUCAUACCCAACAAAUCCACCUUCGAAAGUUCUCCCGCGGGUAUUGUCCAAGCCAAACCUUUCCUCGCGGGGGCUGCCUCCACGCAAGGUCACUGGUCUUGCGCCAGAUUCUAUGAAGCCCAUUGCCGUUGGUAGCGCCCAAGGAAUCGAGACACGAGCCCCCAUGGCAGGCAGUACAUCAACAGCACCGGGAACGAAGCUUUCUUCGAAACGGCAGUCUGAACCCAAAGCUUUGGAGAGCUCUUCUUCGUCCAUGUCCGAGGCAGAAUCGGACCCAAUGCUCACGAAAGGUGGCAACAAGCUCAAGACGAAGGCCUCAAGCUCUGUCCUUCGUACUCGUGUCAAUCUUGGUGAUCGAGGCACGGCAUUCGGCUCUGGUGGGAUCCGACCGAAGGGCAAGCAGAGUGUCCUUUCCAACCACACCAUCGGUACAGUCGGUGACGGGACGAAACCGACGUUCGGACCAGGCACGCUGGGCAACUUGAUCAAGAAGCCGAGGAAGCAUCCAAUCUCCGAAAGCGACGAGCACGCGGACGAGAACGUUGAUCUGUCGACUCUGGACGAUCCAAGCUCUCACACACUGACACCGAAAUCGUACUUGAGCGAUCGGAGGGUGUCUGGAAAAUCGCCGCGUUUGGACAAUGGACCAGGCACGACCACGACCGCGGAAGAGCAAUCUGGAUCCAUCCCGCCGCUGAACGCAUCUGAAGAGGAUCCGCCGAUACAGAGCGUCAACCAGCGUAGGUUCCCUCCAAUCGAGUUGUCGGACGGCGAGAGCGAAAGCAAUGCCGUGCGCCCGGACGACCCGACUAUGCUUCCACCGUCGCAGCCUCUUUACUCUGCAAUGCAGCCAUUUCUCGAGCCAGGGACGGCAUCAACAUUCACAUUCCCAUCUUCCAUAUCUCUGAAUGGGAUCGAUCUGUCGUUCAGACGCACGACGAGGACGGACUCCUGCCACAGUAGUCUAGGUCAGAUGAUCAACAACGUCUACCAACUAGCCGAUGAUCUCCAGCACAGCGCUGGUGCUGCAACCUCGAUUCCCAUCUACGAGGUCCACAAGAUUUCCACCGGUAGAGUUGUGGAGGUUUAUCAGGAUGCAACGAUCGACGCCAUAGUCACCCGACUCGGACAGAUUGACGGAGACAACCGGCGGGGCGAGAUGGAGUCCCGACUCAUUCAAUUGACGUUUCAGACUGUCAUCGACCAGCAGAAGUGCCGCCGUGUGGCCAACAGCGUGGGCAAUGACAUGAGAAGCCGCGAACAGAAGCUUUUCCAGGCCCUCAGGAAUACCACGGCAAGCAAUGCGCACCAGGGUACGACGGACUGCGACUACCGGAACCAAUGGGAAUUCCUGCAUCAGUUGCGCGUCAAGAACUGUGUUUUCUUCAUCAUGCUAUUCCACCCUUCCAUCGCCAGGGCCAUCCCGCGGACUUUGAUGACAGUGGAAGAGGCAGAAAGGUGGGAGGUCCUAUUCGGCAAUAUCUUCACCGUAGCAAGUGGACGCAUUUCCCAGCAUUUGGCCGGUAACCUCCGCGCUUGGUAUCAGAUUCCGCAGCAGCCAUCAGAUAGCGUACGUGCCCGCGGGAAUGGAUUUUUUGGACGAUGGGUCAGCGUUGAAGAUGCUAUUGAAUUCGAUCGCAGAGCUAUGGGCGAUCCGAGUCUGGAUAAUCAUAUGGUUCUCCCUUCGGAUGUGAUCUUUCACCUCGGACCGCUUGGAUACGACGAGCACAACGGUAUGCAGAGCACCAUUCUCGUACAGACCACACAUCGCGACCCUUGGCUGGCGGAUGAGGGAAUGCCAACCGCCAUGCGAUGGACAUUCGUCCCAACCAAGAACGUGGAGCCAGGAACUGUGCUAGGUUUUAUGCCUUGUAUGAACUCAAUGUCGGAGUCUGAAUACCAGCUAUCAAUUGCCAACAAAGACUCCGGCGUUACCUAUCACUUCAAUCGAGUCUUUGGGUCUGUCUCUUGUGUUGAGUUCGUCGCCAACGAGGAGUCUGCGAAUGCCGUGCUUGUCUCAGAGCGGGAUGAGGACCCGGCGCUUCGCAACUACGCCAGCCUGCGAGUUCCGCUCAUGGCCACGAAGAAGACUACAGUGCUUCAUGCCGUGCGAGUCUACGUACCUGGUCGCAAGCAAGCGAGAAUUUUGAACGCUCAAAUGAGCAAGGCCUUGAGCGGCGAGCACACCACAUCAGCUAAAGGACCUUACGAUGUGACACUGGCGGAACCUAUGCAGGCAAUGUUGGGCGUUUGCGAUUCAGAACAGUCCAUCCUCUCCCAGCGCCUUCAAGAAAAGUACUUCAAUCGCAACCAGGCGUUACAGGCGGACCAGCUCAUACAGAUCGAACAUGCCGACGCCGUGCACUUUACGGCAAUCCCAACCGUGGACUACAACGAACUGGAGCGCAACGGCAACUUUGACAAAGAGUUCGAUGAGGGCAUGAAGCAAGCUGCCAAAUCGAAGGAGGCCAACCCCGCGAGCGUGAUGAUGUCCAAAGUCCCAGCCGUGACAAGGCGUCAAGUCGCUACCAUUACGACUUCCGCUACCCGUCUGCCCUUCCUCACAUCAAAGGUGCAAGGCAAUCUUCCCCAGCUCUUGGUCGGUGGACCUCCACUACCGCUUCCUCAUCGCUUCGAGAGGAGCGAGGGCAAUGGCGCUGGUCAGGCUGCGCUCCUCAUGCUCUACGCCAUGACGCCGAUAAGACGACUGCUUACGCGAAGUAGCUUGUUCCGAGAGUUCUUCCAACCUCAGUGGGAAUCCGUCGAAUCACCAACGGCAAGCUCAUCGAGAGACGCACAGCGCUCGGACGCAGACACUCUCCUCCGCGCCAUCAAUUCUGCGUUGCUCGUUGCUGACGAACAAGAGGAUGGUCUUGCGGUUGUCACCGAUUUUGACGACGCAUACAAUGCAGCCGUACAGUCGUUGUGCCCGGCAGAGAACAGAUUGGACCCGCGGAAGCACGACCCAUUCGACAUACUCGUCAAUACUCUCCUCAUGCUGUUGGACAUCUUGUGGCAAGCUGUUCAUCAACGUCAACAACGAGAGAGUCUGGGGUUCUCGGGACGACCUGUUUCAAUAUCACCAAGGAGGCCGCCGAACCUACCGACGCCGGAUAUUAAGAAAGUCGGACAUGUCGAGGGACUCGGAUAUGUCGAGAAAGUGGAAAGAGUCGCGGAAGUCGGACGGGUCGAGGAAGCGGCGCGAAAAUCGGACAAACCGGGAACGAGGGAAAUCGAGAAAAUCGGACAAACCGGGAACGAGGGAAAUCGAGAAAGUCGGACGAAUUAA